AAACACACCAAGCACACAACGGCCAAGUUCGACUGGCUGCGCGACCUCGCGCACCUGCGCAAGCUCGAAGACGCCGCGACGAAAGAGCUCGACGGGUUGCUGAUCAAGUACCUGAACGACGCUGCCACGACCAUGCCCUCGUCAUCAGGCAAAUCGAGCUCGGCCGCUGCCAUCAGUGAUCCUGCGUCCCCAGAGAUCGUGACGUACGAUGGAGUGUUGCAGUCGUUUGUCGACGACUUGCAACACCAUCGUCUGCAUUGGAUCAAGCAAAUCCACGCCGAUCGCGACACACGAUGCGCGCUGAGGGACUUGGUGGCGCGGGUGCGGAUCGACCACUCGACCAACGGUCCAUUGUGGUUGGCGCGCGUCAAGCCGGACUUGCAAAACGUCAUGAUCGAUGCGAUUGUCGGCCAUCAUGUCGUGUGGGAACAGUUAGCCGCCGACGCUAGCGCGACUGCGCAGAAUGCUGCGAGGGCAGCAGCAGCGCUGCAUUUGUGCCUGCGGGGUGGGCUGGCGGAGUCGGGAAACCAAGACUCCCUUGACAAUGCAGGAGCUAUGUUGGACUUCCUCGGGGGAUCCGAGUGCCCGGAUGCCGCGCUAAAAGAAUCGUUGCAACGCCAGGCGCUCGAGCUCUACCACCGUCACAAUCAAGACCUGCGGCAACUGCAGCAGUCGUUUCUCCAGAAGUGUGGUGUCCAGGACGCGUCGGUGGCUCUGUCAAAAACGGGGGGCUGGCCCGCCACAGACCACGACCACUUCAUGAAAGUUUUCAAGGAUUGCGAACCAAAGGGAAUUCGAAACGACCAGUUCGUCACUCGCGUCGCAGCCGAAGUCACGAUGCAGCCGUUGAACGCAAUCCGGGCGCACGACACGUGGUAUCGCAGCGUGCGGCGUCUAGCUCAGCAAAGAGACGACAGCAUGGCUGAGCAUACACGGCGCGUACAGGCCUUCAAGGAUGACGCAAGAGCGGCGAUAGCUGCGGCGACAGCAGCCGCGGUCCUGACAAAGGCCAAAGAAGAGGAGCUGGCUCAGCGACUGGCGGACCAGGCGCUCAUGCAUGCAAAAGUCGAGCGAUUCAAAGGAAAGCGAAAUGCUAAAGCCGAUUUGGCCGCCCAUCAAGCAGAAAUCGCUCGGCUGGAAGCAGCAGCCAUGCAACAGGCUGCCGAUCGAAAACGGCAAAAGGACCACGAGCUCAAAAAGAAGCUACUGCAAGAUCACAAGGGAUGGCAGCACGUGAACGAAAUGGCGCAAGAAGAAGCGAAAGCGUUGUUACGAGCGAUGGAAGCUGAAGAGAGGAAGGAGCGCGACGCAUUCAACGCGGACCGGGUGGCCUUCCGCAUUGAGGAGUACGAGCAAAAACGCGAUGACUUGAAGCGCAAGGCGCUGCAAAAAGCCGAGGACGACGAACUCAGGCAACGCGCAUUGGAUGCGAUCAAGCUGGAAACGCCCUACGCCGAGAAGCUCAACCACAUUGCGGUCGACCCGGAGCGGACGCGAAAACCGACCGAGGCGUUCACGGCCAACGUGGAAGCUAUUCAAGACGGCUUGGGAAUUCACGAGACUGGACUGUUUCCGUCGCAUGGCUACGAUACAGAUAAACUUUUCAAGGACGCGAGGUUCAAGCUUGGUAUAGCGCUGCGGGAAGCUGGCCUGGGUUCGACCGACUACGCGAGGAAAGCCAUGUCGGCCAUCGCGGUGCGGAACAUGGGCGCCUACCGACACACUCCCCAGGCGCCGUCGCAGUUGUGGUGACGCAUGCGUCGUUGUUUUCGCCCCCCGUGUGAUUGGCUAAGAAACUGCUUCAACUUGGAGAAUUUUAACCAAUCGAACUUGAAAACAUUGAUCCAUGACGAGACAUUUUCGAAUUUUGCGCGCGACGAGUGUGCAAGGUUUUGCGGCGAUGCAGCGGAAAGGACGAGCCAAGGCGAUGCAACCAAGCAAGAAGUGCGCGUCGAAGAAGAAGAUGAUGGAGAUAGAAAACAAGGUCGUGGCGCGGGGUGAGAAAUCCACCAAAUCCAAUGACAAGAGACAAGCAGGGCAGAAACGGGGGCGCGACGAACUCCCACGAGGACCGACACGUCAAAAGAAGAGACCCGAGCAAACGGAUCUAUGCAACAACGAGAACACGUUCUACCUCAAACUUCUGAUGGUAUCCCCACCGCGACGUCGCCCCGACCAACGAAAUGAAGCUAUCCCCCAAGACGCAAACCUCCGUGUCCCUAACAAAUCUCAGAGCCGCAAACAUGUUGUGCUUGGAGAAGAGUGCCGAGUACUUACGUAUGACGACAGCGACGACGAUGCCGUUGAAAUGGCGCGAAAUGCACCAAACUCUGAAAGUAAGUUGUUCGCAUUUUUUACUGAAUUCAAAAGGUUUAGUACACUCCGCGCCACGCGUCGCCCCUGCAAUCCCCACAACAAAGCCAAUAACCACAACUACGAGCCCUGACAAUUCCGUGGAUAUGG
Molecule: messenger RNA, 2463 nt
Organism: Aphanomyces invadans
Lineage: Eukaryota; Oomycota; Saprolegniomycetes; Saprolegniales; Verrucalvaceae
Exons: 17
Coding region: 133-1752 (539 amino acids)
Source: RefSeq, a predicted model, not a curated record